GACGACGAUCCAUUCACCGACAUGGCCAACGUCGACAAGCCACCGCCCAAACCUCCACGGGUACUCGGUCUACCACCAAGAGUAUGGGCAAUCCUCGCUUUAUUAUCCUUCAUCCUCCUCCUAUCACGCAUCAUAUUCCCUUCAUCUCCAAUACAUCCUCUCGCACAAUCAUCCCCAUUCCCUCUAAAACCAAGGGAUUACCUCAACGCAUCCGCUGCAUCUCCACCCCCAUUCGACUUUUGCCCAAUAUUCGGUCCAGGAGAUGCACUCGCAGCAAAGUACGGUGCGCACGCGCUCCUGCGGUCCCGCACCUACCUCGGGUCAGGCGCGCGCGUACAGCGCGUCAUUAGGCGCGCGCUUGAAGGUCGCCCUGUCACCAUCUCCGUCCUCGGAGGAUCGGUAUCAGCAUGCCACGGUGCAGGGGACGACCCAAUCUCACCCCGGUGCUACCCAAGCAGGUUCUUCAACUGGUGGACGAGCGUCUUCCCCCAUCCAGCUUCGGAGCUCACGAACGGCGCCGUCCGUCGUACUGACACGGGGUACUUUGCCUUCUGCUCUGCUCUGCACCUUCCGGACCGUACAGAUCUCGUCAUACUCGAAUUCGACGCAGAGGACCCCAACGACCCCGCGUGGAGAGAACACUUUGAGCUCCUCGUACGGACGAUCAUGGUCCGCCCUGAACAGCCGGCGGUGAUCAUUCUCGGCCAUUUUGCACCGCAGAUGCAGCAGAUGCACGGGUUUUCAGGCGCAGAGUUGCAUCAUACUGCCGUGGCGCAAUAUUAUGACAUCCCGCAUAUAAGCAUCAAAGGACCGUUAUACAACGACUACCUGCUCAACCCCGACCUCACCCGUCAAACGUUCUACGCCGAUCCUAUCCUCGCCAACCCAACAGGUCACGAGCUGCUCGCCGACGUGCUCACCUCCUACAUCUCCUCCCAAGUCUGCCUAGCAUGGGACGCAGCCGUCGGUCGAGGGGCGUACGAAGUCCCCGAGCUGCUCAACACAGAGGGCUUCGAGGAGCUAGGGGAAGCGCGUGGGCUGUUCGGGGGUGUAGGUGUCCGGCUCGGCGGGCAAGAGCUCAAACAAGCUGGCAAGGAAUCCUCUAAAUCCCCAGCAUCUGCACUCUCGGCACAGGAACGCGAAGCCCUCUUACUCCCCUUCCGCGUCCCCCCUCUCAGGAUCUCAGCGCGUCCUGCGCGUAUCCCCCGACUUCCCCCAGAGCCCUACUGCGCCUCCGCGAACGACCUGAUCAACCCCCUCCCUCCCUCGCUAUUCUACGGCUCAGGGUGGCACGCCUACCACCCGUCGACGUCCCAUGUCCACGACCUCAAGCCGGGCGAGGAACGACAUUAUUGGUAUGCGACGCUUCCUACCUCCCGUAUCCGCAUACCGGUGAGGCUUAUGGAGGGAGAUGUCGCGGUGUGGUAUUUGAGGGAACCGAAGGGGAUGGGAAGCGUGGUUAGUUGUUGGGUGGAUAAUAAUUAUGGAGGGGCGAGGGUGCUGGAGGGCGAGGCGGACGUGAACAACCCUGUGCCGACGCUUACGUUCAUAGACCGCUCUGUUGCCGCAGGGUCUCACUAUGUGGAAUGCGAACUGCACGGCGAAGAAGGACACCCGGUGGCGCCGUUCAGGAUCAUGGGGGUGUUUGCGACUUGAUUCAUGGGGUGGGGGUGAUAUGGGGGUGUUGGGGGUGGGGAGUGCUGUAGAUUGCGAAGGCGGAGUGGGAGUGAGCAUGUAGAGUGAGCAGCGGAGUGGAGUGAGUGCGCAGAAUGAGCACUUGGCGCAGAAUGUAGACAUAACCUCCUCGAUCCUCAACCUCAACCUCAAUCUCCCACGCACGCACGCACGCACGUACGGACUAGAAAAAAAACCCAAACCGCGCAAGUUCCUACUUACUCUUCGUUACUGUUACUGUUACAACCUACCUUUACUGUUUCG
This is a messenger RNA of Dacryopinax primogenitus, 1938 nucleotides long. RefSeq lists its product as uncharacterized. Lineage: Eukaryota; Fungi; Basidiomycota; Dacrymycetes; Dacrymycetales; Dacrymycetaceae. The transcript is spliced from 3 exons. The record is from RefSeq and is a predicted model, not a curated record. The coding region runs from base 22 to 1656 and encodes 544 amino acids.